Messenger RNA from Brassica napus (rape), 1259 nucleotides. Its product is annotated as protein PHYTOCHROME KINASE SUBSTRATE 2-like. Gene Ontology annotation, biological process: phototropism. Lineage: Eukaryota; Viridiplantae; Streptophyta; Magnoliopsida; Brassicales; Brassicaceae. The transcript has a single exon. The coding region runs from base 32 to 1165 and encodes 377 amino acids. The record is from RefSeq and is a predicted model, not a curated record.
AAAUAUAUUUUAAAUACAAAAAACUUAAACAAUGAUUAAUUUAUUUAUUUUUUCUUCAAAUUUAAAUAUCCGAACCCAAUCCAAAAUAUCCAAACCCGAACAUAAAAUACCCGCUGAGAAGUACUUCAACGGAGAUAUGGUCACCGACCACAGUCCAAGACUUAUGUGUCCUCUGCCAAAUCAAGAAGCUUCAAUCGAUAGAAUCUUUGUUGGUCAGAAGAAAAACUCGAAGAACUCCUCUGAAACUCCGAGUCUUCGGUCUGAAUCCAGCUGGAAUAGCCAGAGCUUGUUGCUUCAGAACAAAUCUGAGAACAAGAUGAAGAACCACAAUAACAGCUCUGUCUGCAACAGUCACUUGCAGUCGCAGGAGAAGAAUAUUAGUAGCAAUCACAAGUCGAAUAACAAGAAGAGUUUUCUCGCGAAUCUUGGCUGCAGAUGCGUUUGUUCUAACUGGAGUUCAGUGGAUGUCGUGGAAGAGAAGACAAGAACCUCUGGUCUGAAGAAGAUUAAGACGCAAUUGAGUCUAAGCUCAGAGAUGAAGCUUCAUCAGCAACAACAAGAAGCAAUAUUAGAGCAGAGGAAGUCUCUAGAAAUAUUUGGAUCUCCUCUCAUUGAGAAGAGAAUCAUUUCAAAGCAUCUUCCAUGGGAUCACUCGAUCUCUGCCAAAACAGAGGAAGAUGGGAGUGCGAGCGAUUUGAGCUCAGACCUCUUUGAGAUCGAAAGUCUAACAGGGAACGCAAAACCAUUUCUUGCAAGGCAAGAAAGCAGCGAACCAGAGUCACCGGAUUGUUAUGCGCCAAGUGAAGUAAGCAUAGCGUGGAGUGUAGUAACGGAAAGUGUGGCGGAUUACUCUGUUGUGUCUGAAUGUGCUACAAGUCCUGUCGACAACCGGUCUUUCCAGGCUACUCGAAUCCCUAAAAUCGCCAAAUCAAACCAAGAAACGGGGUCUCAGAGACGGAAACCUAGCAGUGGUGGUUUAUUGUUGGGCUGCAAGAGUCAUAAAUCUGUCAGAGUUUCAGGUGAUUCGUACACAAGCUUGAACAGAACACCGAGUUAUGUUCCAAGGUUCCCUUUAGAAGCUAAUCCAUCAAGUAUUGAAACACGGAGGAAGGUAAGCAGUAGUUCCGUUUCUCGCACGCAACCCCCUUUCAUGUAUAUUCAGUGAAACAUAAGCUCCUUUGGCUUUGCAUGUAAUGUCUAUUGAGUGUAAAAAAUGAUCUGCUUUGCUAAUUACUACUUUUUUUUUUUUUUGCUAAUUA